GGCAACACUGAAAAUAUUUGCUUUUCUCUAAUGACAACCAAUCUGUCAGAAAACAGGUCCUUUGAGGUUAAUUAUGUUUUCCUUUAAUAUUAUUAAUGACUUUGGAAAUAAUUUUCAACUAAUUAAGCAUCUGAAGUCAAAAUAGCGGUCCUUUGGCAUAGGAUACACUUCGGGGGAAAGGAGGGCCACUAGAGAAAACACACAGCCACGAAGAGCGCCAUCAUGAGUUCUCUUGUUUCAAGUUACUUGGGAGCCUCUACUUUUAACUGGCAAGAGUUUGUUUGUGGAUGGGGAGCCGCAGUUAUUAAUGUAUCUGUGACUUACCCUAUCAAUAAGCUGAUUUUUAGACAGAUGCUCCACGGAAUUCAGGCUGAAAGUGCAUACCAUCAGCUGAGAGAAGAGGGCAUGUACUAUUUAUAUCGGGGCAUGCUUCCUCCACUAUGCCAAAAGUCGCUAUCACUUUCCUUAAUGUUUGGUGUAUAUGAAGAAGUCCGUCAUCCACUAGUCAAGCUUAAUGUUGAUCCCUAUUCAGCUAAAUGCAUAGGAGGUUUAGUGUCUGGAACGAGCGAAGCCCUAUUAAUGCCCUUUGAAAGGAUCCAGACUUUGCUUUCCAACUCGCAUUAUCAUGAUGAAUUCAGAAAUACUGCUCAUGCAUUUAAAAGACUGGGACAGUUUGGAGUUAGGGAGUAUUACAGGGGCCUGGUACCAAUCCUGCUUCGAAAUGGCCCGUCGAAUGCCUGUUUUUUCGUGUUGCGAGAAGAGUUGCAGGAAAACAUUAAUGAAAUUAAUAACGAACUAGUCAAAACUUGUGCUGAAUUUGUCGGCGGCGCUUUAAUAGGAGUGGUUUUGUCCACAUUCUUUUAUCCAUUGAACGUUUUAAAAGUGGCCAUGCAGAAUAAAAUCGGCGGCCAAUUCGAAAAUCCCUGGAAAGUCCUCUUGCAGGUUUACAAGGAAAGAGGCGGAAAAAUCAGGUAUAUUUAUCAUGGUGUUCAAAUGAACUGCACACGGGCGUUCGUUAGUUGGGGUGUUAUGAAUGCCGCUUAUGAGCACCUCAAAGAAAUUGUCUAUUAAUCCUCUGUUGAUUCCUCAAAGUCUAUUUUUGUUACUGUAUUUUAGUUGUACUUUGUUAAGCUAGGUAGGAUAGUUAUUUCAAUUGCCGCUGUAAAUAACUUUUUUAUACUUUUAACUUCUAGACUCAGUUGUGGAUAAGUGGUGCUGAUCAGGGUAAAUGGGACUAAAGGAAAUUAACGUUUAAAGCACUAACGGGUGCUUUAAACACAAUUGGGUUGAUUAAGAUAUUAGUCUCAAAAUCUAGUACUUAUCCACAGAAUAAUUGUCCUGAUUGGCCCUACUAGUCGCUAGUCUUAUACAUAAAAAACUAUAAAAAUUGUGAUAUACGCACUAGAUAUGCACUGAAUGUUAAAUGUUAAGUUUAAAGUAAAAAGCUAUGCAUCAUGAAACCGAAA
Molecule: messenger RNA, 1466 nt
Organism: Dendroctonus ponderosae (mountain pine beetle)
Lineage: Eukaryota; Metazoa; Arthropoda; Insecta; Coleoptera; Curculionidae
Product: mitochondrial nicotinamide adenine dinucleotide transporter SLC25A52
Exons: 2
Coding region: 223-1071 (282 amino acids)
Source: RefSeq, a predicted model, not a curated record